Penaeus chinensis is the source of this 1517-nucleotide messenger RNA. Its product is annotated as SWI/SNF-related matrix-associated actin-dependent regulator of chromatin subfamily A-like protein 1. The record is from RefSeq and is a predicted model, not a curated record. Gene Ontology annotation, biological process: replication fork processing; DNA repair. Lineage: Eukaryota; Metazoa; Arthropoda; Malacostraca; Decapoda; Penaeidae. The coding region runs from base 110 to 961 and encodes 283 amino acids. The transcript has 5 exons. Gene Ontology annotation, cellular component: nuclear replication fork.
ACAUGAGAUGCGGCGCGAGACGAGAGGCACGACUUGAAAACUUUACUUUACACUUUUUCGUUUAUUUCAAACCCUUAAGUUUAUGCAUAGGUAACAGAAAGGUGAGAAGAUGAGUGGCCUUACAAAGGAGCAACUGCAGCGCAUGGAAGAGAAUCGGCGAAAGGCCUUGGCAAGGAGGGCAGCAGCCCUGGCAGCAGCAGGGAAUAGCAACAAUAACCAGCCUGCAAAACCCAGUAAUUUCCAGCCAACGUCUGGUGGUGGAGCCAUCAAGCCUUCCAGCAGUGCAGCUACACAGCCACAUAAUAGACAGAUAAGCCCGACAGGAAACCCUUUUAAACCGGGAGGGCAGCAGAGUACAUUUUCGCAGAACACAUUCCCAAAAUCAGGUCCCUCUAGUCAAAAUAGCCAGCCUGUCAGCAAUCAGACUUCGGUACCAGGGAAAUCAGCAUCAAACUUUUACAAGACAGGUCAGACAACUAUCAAUAACAACACACAAUUUAGCAAGAGCAAUGCAACAAGCUCCAGUUUCAGCAACAACACACAGUCUAAAGCACAGAGCCAACCACCUGGCAACAUAUCAAAACAGACAGGUGAAGCUUCAGGAGCAAAACCUGUGUUUGGUAAGAAUGUCAAUGGUACCUUCCGACUGAUGUCCCGUGAGAGGUUCAUGGUAGAAGUUGGAUAUCAUCAACAGAUGAUAGAAGUCUUCAAGACAAUGGCAACAAAGAAAUAUGAUGUUGAGACCAAAAGAUGGAACUUUGAACUGAGUGAUCAUGAAAAGUUAGUUGCUGCACUUGCUCCUCUCAGACCAGCCGUGUGCAUCAGUCCUUUGCCGUUAUUUGUCCGCAAAAUUCUGAGAGCAGCUGAAACAGAAAUCCCUGCUUCUUGCGUUGACUUGUUUGGACUUGACCCUAAGCUGUUGGAUGCCUUGAUGCCAUUUCAACAUGAGGGAGUAUGGUGAGUGUUAACUGUGUUGGCUCUGAUACCAUCUGUUCUUAUUGCCAUGUUUUUUGGCUGUUUAGUUUGCUCCUAUGUAUGGAUUCUUUCUCAACUUUCUUUGUUUAUGAGCACUUGACAUUGUGAAAGGAUGCAUAGUUGUAACUAUAUUUGGUAAGUCUUUGGUAUGAUCAUAACAAUCAUAGCAAAAACUUAAAAACAAGAGAUGCAGAACUGUUCUCUUUAUGGCUUUUAUUCAUGAUGUUAAAUACUGGUACAUUAGAAAGUAAAUGAAGGUGAGUGUUUUAUUUUGUUCUUAGGUUUGGUGGUAAAAGCAGUAUGAAAAUAGUUUAUAAACAUGGAUUUGUCAUAAAUGUCUUUGUAUACAAUUAUUCUUAUUUAUUAUUUCUUAAAACAAAGGAAUGAUCAGGUAAAAGUAAAUGCUACAAUAUAUAUAUAUAUAUAUAUAAAUAUAUAAUUUUUUAUCUUCUUUUCCUGUGUUUUUGUCUUAUCCAUCCACUCCUUCACCCACCUACCCAACCAAACAUCCACCUACUCAAUAAUAAAAUCCAUCCUCUUAG